AUGGGGAACGAGGCCAGUAUGGAGGGGGAGGGACAGGCGGGACAGGCCGGCCCCGCCGUCCCUGCAGCAGGGGCUCCGACUUCCAUUUCAGCACCACCGGACUCUGGACAGCUCAUCAAGCCCAGCAACGGAGCGCCAGCCGGAGGAAGUGGGGCUGCACCCGGGCCGGGGAUUAACAGACCACCUCCAUCAGACCCUGGACCUAAAGCAGGAGCCCAGAGCAGUCACGGGACAGGUGACAGGUUAGCCUCCCAUGACACCCCUCAGCAUGCUGCACCUCAAGGAGAGCAGGGCCAGGGUCAUGUGGCCAGGAAGAACCUGCAGGUGGACUUGGGUAGCAGCAGGACUGGGAGGUCCCCUUCUGUGUCCCCAGAUCGAGGCAGUGUCCCCACCUCCCCUUACUCUGUGCCUCAAAUUGCUCCCAUGCCCAGCAGUAAACUGUGCCCAGUCUGCAAAACCACUGACCUGAUGGGCACCGGGGACGACAAGCCAAACUUCAACACCUGCACACAGUGCCGAUUCAUGGUGUGCAACCAGUGUGGCUUUAAUCCCAACCCUCACCUAACAGAGGUACAAGAGUGGUUAUGUCUGAACUGUCAGAUGCAGAGAGCAUUAGGGAUGGACAUGACCACACCACGCUCCAAGAGUCAGCAACAGAUUCACUCUCCUUCUCAUCCAACCGCUCCUGAAGUCAAACCUGAUGCUUCAACUCAGCCAGCACCCCAGACACAUGUCCCUCCUCAGAAACAACCUCCAGCACAGGCCCAUCCAGUGCCUGGCCCAAUUAAACAGACUGGUUCCGCUGGCCCAGGUCAGCAACAACCAAAGCUGCCUCCAGGGGCGGUCCCUCUUCCUGGGAUGGCCAAAGCCCCAUCUCAGCCUGAUUUGUCCCGCAGCUCUCCUGCCCACAAACCCCAGAACCCCCGCCAGGACCAGACACGCAGUGCAGGGAGCUCCCCUUCUCGACAGCCCCCACCCCCAGAGCAGACAUUUGGAAAGUUGUUUGGCUUUGGUGCUUCUCUUCUUAACCAAGCCAGCACGCUCAUAUCUGAGACCACUCAACCCCAACAGCAGCCUCCAAAACCGGCUCCCAAACCUGGGGGGCCUCCUGGUCAUGGACCUGGAGUAGGUAAACCUUCAGGACCACAACCAGCACAACAAGGGCCACGAGCCCCUGCUCAGCAGCAGCAACAAACUAUCCCGGACUCCAAACCUAAAGCCUGUUGUCCCCUCUGUAAGACAAACCUGAAUAUAGGCAACACAGCAGAGCAGCCCAACUACAACACCUGCACACAGUGCCACUCCCAAGUGUGCAACAUGUGUGGAUUCAAUCCCACGCCACACCUAGUCGAGAAUAAAGAAUGGCUAUGCUUAAACUGCCAGACGCAGAGGGCUUUAUCAGGAAGCUUGGGAGAUAUUCCAGGUCCCGCGGCCCAGCCCAUGGGAUCCCCCCGGCUAUCUGCUCCAGCCAAUCAGCAACCACCUCAGCAGAAAAUACCCAAUCAACUUUCAGGGCCGAGGACCAUAGGUCCUCAACAGCAACAGAAACCAUCGGGUCCCCAAGUAAGUGGCCCUCUCUCAAAUGUCAAACAAGCUGGGCCUACCCCUCAAACCAAGGCGCUUAGCCAAACUUCUCCUCAAACCAAGGGUUCAGCUCAGCCACCCUCCCAAGCUAAGAGUCAAGCACAACCCUCAGCUCAGAGUAAGGGACCUGCACAAGUUAAAGGUCCUAACCAGUCACAUGCUCAAAGUAAGCCCCCCACACAACCUGCUAACCAAACGAAGGGUCCAAGUCAAGCCAAAGGGCUGACUCAGAUGAAAGGAUCUGCUCAGCCCUCUGCUCAGACUAAGGGCCCUUCUCAUCCAUCUGGUGCCAAGGCUUCAUCUGGCCCUGGUAAAGCUACACCUAACCAUACCAAGCCCGCCACCCCUUCCAAAACAGUACCUACUCAGUCUAAACCCACAGGUAACAACCAGGCCCGCAAACAGCCACAAAGCCAGGAGAAGACUAAAGUCACAUCUAAAUCUCUUAAAGAAGACGUCAAAGCCUCACCAAAGAAGGCGUUGUCAGAGACUGUCACUACUCCACAAGACAUGAAGAUAGCUGAAGAUGCACAGAAGUCAAGACACCAUGAAGAUAACAACAAAUCCAGUAUGCAGAGUUUAAGUGACACUGGGUACUCUUCAGAUGGGAUCUCCAGCUCUCAGGGGGAAAUUAUAGGUCAAAUUCGAGAAGACGGAGUUAAGCUCAGUGAAAGGGGUGCAUCAAUCCCCUCAGAAAUCACCAAAUUGGAGAGCUCCAUGAAACCUCUGCUUGAGUCAAAGACUACAUCAGACCAGAAGCACAGGCCUCAUUCACUUUCUGUAGGACAAGAGCGGGACUACAGUCCUGAUAAUGAUUCAGCAAGGGAUGAAUCAGAGGAUGACCUCAGUUGUAAGCUUCGACAUGAUUAUGUGGAAGACAGCAGUGAAAGUGGUCUCUCGCCAUUGCCAGUAAGACAAAAGAAGUCCCAUAAAGAUUUAACAGAUGAAGAAUACAUGAGGAGGCAGAUUAUGGAGAUGAGUGCUGAUGAGGAAGAAUUAGAAGAGUACGGGAACCAGAAAAACAAAAAGCCUCAUAAAACCAGUGGAGAUUUAAGCAAAGAGAGAAGAAGGCUUUCUCACCAGUCUAAUAGUUUUGAAGAUGACACAAAGGCAUCUGAGGGUGCUUAUAAGGCAAAUGACGAGGAGGAUGUUGUUAUGGCUGGAGGCCUUCGGCGUUUUAAGACCAUUGAGCUGAAUAACACCAACAGCUACAAUCGAGACAUUGAGCUGAGCACUGAGCAUGAUCUACGAGAACCAGAGCUAGAGAUGGAGAGUCUGACUGGCUCACCAGAAGAGCGGUCUAAAGGAGAAUAUUCAUCCACUUUACCUGCCACCACUCCCAGCUACACCUCUGGAACAUCCCCCACCUCUGUGUCAUCCAUGGAAGAUGACAGUGACAGCAGCCCAAGUCGAAGGGCACGACUUGAGGAGGCGAAGCAGCAGAGGAAGGCUCGACAUCGGUCCCACGGGCCACUGCUGCCCACUAUAGAGGACUCAUCUGAGGAGGAUGAGCUCAGAGAGGAGGAAGAACUACUCAGAGAACAGGAGCAGAUGAGAGAUCUAGAGCAGCAGAGGAUUAGAAGUACUGCUCGGAAAACAAAGAGGGAUAAAGAGGAGCUACGAGCACAAAGACGCAGAGAAAGGUCCAAAACUCCCCCUAGUAAUCUUUCUCCUAUUGAGGAUGCAUCCCCGACAGAGGAGUUGAGACAGGCUGCUGAGAUGGAGGAGCUCCACAGGUCAUCAUGCUCUGAAUACUCACCCUCUAUGGACUCAGAGGCAGAAGGUUUUGAAAUGAUUGGUGGAAAACUGUACAAAUCAGGAAAAGAAUUUAACCUACCAACCUUUACAUCACUUUACUCUCCAACAGAAAAGACAUCAGCGAUGUCACCGUCUGAUAAAACUUUAAAAAGUGCAGAGGAGGUUUAUGAGGAGAUGAUGAGGAAAGCACAACUCAUGCAGAAGCAGGGACAGGCAGCUAAUCAGCAGAAAGGUGCCUCUCAGGCAGAUGGUGGACAGCGUCUUGAGGCUGGAACUUCUCUUACCCCUGGCUCAAGUCCAACACAGGUUACUGCACCUAUGUCCUUCUCUGCAGCAGGCGGUGAUCCAAGAGUUGCAGGUAUUCAUGCUGCACAGCAUCUGUCAAAAGAAACACAGAACAGAAUGUUGACACAGAGUGCCAAAAUUGAAGGCGUUGUUGGAGUUGCCACAACCAAAGCCCAAAUGAGUCAGGCUGCCCAGACUCGACAAGCAGGUAGCACAGUGCCUGCUGGCAGCAGAGCAGGCUCACAAAGGCCAACACAAGCAACCCCUGACUCUGGAUCAUCCUCCCUGACCUCCAAAGUUUUUUCCCUUUUCAAAGGUCCUAGCCCCCCAGUUUCCCCCACUACCUCCCCAACACAAAGCCCAACUCAUACACCAUCUGUGCGACCCACUAGUGGUAGUGGCAGGCAGUUGCCAUCUUUACCUGCUGGUGCUUCAUCUGCAGCACCAUCUCAUGGAGCUCAGGCACCUCAGAGGACAAUGUCCCCACGUCUUACACGGCAGCAGUCCUCUCAAGAUUCACCAGUGAUGGUAAUAACGUUGGGUUCUGAAACAUCUAGUCCUGCCAAGCCACAUACUGUAAAUUCCUCCACUUCUCCACUGUCAUCACCUACACAGGCAACUUGCAAAACAUUGUAUAGCUCUCAGCCCCAUUCAGCAAGUUCUCCAACAUCACCACAAAUCCAUCACUCUCAACAGCCCCUGAAACAUUCCUCUCAGAUGCUCCAAAAUAAUGAAAAGGUAAAUGUUGGCAUUAGUGCUGUGACCACAAGUGUACAAAGUCGUGGAUCUAUGGAAAAUAUCUCUCUUUGUAAAAUAUCAAAUAUUCCAGGUACUUCGAAUGUUGUGGGUCAGAGCCAAACUCUUUCAGGCACUAAAAUUGUAGAUCUGAGAGCUCCACUGAGGGCAGCUCCCAUUAUAAUGACAGACCAGGGCAUGGAUCUAACAUCCCUUGCCUCUGACACAAGACGAUACUCUUUAGGAGCAGAGCAGACAUCUGGUAGACACACAGCAGUGCAGCCUCUUAUUAUGAAUCUAAAUGCACAAGAGCAACCACAUGUAUCUGUAUCAACACCGACAACAGUGAGUGUCACAGUCACAGGCUCAAUGUUUAUGUCACAACCCAAACAGCCAGUCGUGUAUGGAGAUCCUUUGCAAAACCGUGUGGAUCUGGGGCAAGGUGUUGGAUCAGCUGUUUGUUUAACCCAGACUAAGCCUUCAAUUACUGACCCAUCUAUUCCCAAAAUUGAUGCUUGCCUUGAAAAUCUUGGCAUACAGCAGCAGCAACUGCAGUUACAGCAGCAGAAGCUUCUGCAGCAGCAACAGCUUCUUGAGCAGCAGCUCCAGCAGCACCAACAGCAAUCCUCUUUUGCCCGCUACAAUUUAGCUAAUCAGGUGCAGCCACUGUUGAUGAAAAAAGACCUUGUAGUGACCCAGACAACCAGUGCCCAUCCUGUAGUGACUGCUAGUGCCAUACCUAGAGUAUCCCCUCUGGCUCCACCAUCAGUGUCUGGGGCUUCUACUUCUGGCGUACCCCAUGAAAUGUAUGGUGGAGUUGCCUUAGAGCUAAAAAACAAACCAACGGUAAUUAACUUGUCCACAGGUAAACCCCAUGUUAUGAUGGUGCAACUUGAUGAGAGUAACUCAUCACAAGGUGGCACAGUGACUCAAUUGGUAAAACGAGAGGAGCAGCCUUCUGCUCCUCCUCCCCCACCUCAGGUUUUGGAUCUAACUGGACAGAUCAAACCAGAAAACCAAGUGGCUUGCUGUGAUGUUGUUUACAAACUGCCCUUUGCUGGUUCCUGUUCAGGGUCAUUCUCUCAGAAACCUACCACGGUCUCCUCAGAUAUAAAUCCCACCUCUGAAACCUCUCCAGCAGCCCACCCCCCCCACCCACCACAUCACAGUGUCAGCCAACAACAACAUCAGCCUCCAGUUACACAAGGACUGACAGAGGAACAUAAACCUUAUCACCCACCUGUACUCCCCUUAGGAAAAAUACAGCCCUCAAUGUCUGAUACUAAUCUACCUUCCAUGACCGAUGCAGGUCACUAUCCAAAUAAUGUCCAAGGGGGUCUGGCAGUCGAUCUUAGCAGUAUGAAUCAGGCUUAUGAUGGUGGAUACCUUGGCAUGGGAGCACAAUAUGGUUCUUACACAGACUUGCGUCACCAGGGAGAUUUUGUAGGGCCCUCAUUACCCCUUCGCCGAUAUGGCUCCAUGUCAAAUAUCAGUUCUGACUAUGCCUAUGGUUCACAGGACCCAGCAGUAUCACAGGACUCUAAUCUAGCUCAGUACAGUGCAACUACUGCCAGAGAGAUCAGUCGCAUGUGUGCAGCUCUUAACACUGUCGACCAGUUUGGAAGCCGCUAUGGAAAUAACCCUGAUCUGAUGGCAUAUGGAGCUGGAAGGGGUGGACCUUUAGCAAGACUAAAUCUCCAGCAAAGCUUAGCAUCAAUAAGAGCAAAUUUAAUUUAUGGACCAGAUGGAAGACCAACAGCAAAUGGUCAAACCCUAACAAAUCUUAUAAAUGCUAGACAAGCAAGUAUACGCGCCUUGUACCCUGCUGCUAUGAGAGGAGGUGAUGGCAUGAUAUAUUCCACUAUAAAUACUCCCAUAGCUUCAACCUUGCCAAUUACAACACAACCUGCUCCUGUCCUGCGCCCCAUGCCAAGGGGAAUUUACAGACCAUACCCUACAGGUGUAACUGCUGUACCUUUGGCUAGUCUGACCAGGUUGCCUCAAGUUACUCCCAGGAUGCCUCUGUCUACUCAAGGACCAUAUUCUUACCCCCCUCCAAACCAAUAUCCUACUUCAGCCACACCAUCAGGAAGUGCUCCUGCAGUAAGCAGCUCACACCAGGAAACGCCAGUUUACCUUGGAAAGCCUUUAACAGUAGCUGCACAAACAGCUGCAACUAUUCCACCAACUAAGCCUGCAGCACACCUUGGGGCACAAAAUAUACCUACAUCUGGUGUGCAAACCACAGCAGAUGAGCAAAUAGAUCCCACUCAUCUUACCUCAAAGAGUAUUACACCUCUUUCUCAAAUGCAAGGACAACCUCCAACUGUCCAGCCAGUGCAGGCUCAGAUGUCACAGCAGUUACCUACUCAAACUGAACCUUUAUCUUUAACUCAAACCCAGCCUCAAGCUCAACCCAUCAGUCAGCCUCAGCCAUUAGUUCUUCCGCAAGGCCAGUCACAAACAACACCAAGUUCUAAACUUUCUCCUCCCAUGGAUGCACAGAAAGGUAAGGAAGAUGAGAGACUGAGCCAGCAGCAAGAGCACAUGCUGCAGAUGGAGCGAGAACGAGUCGAACUAGAGAAAUUACGCCAGCUGCGCCUACAAGAGGAGCUUGAAAGAGAUCGUAUGGAGCUUCAGCGUCACAGAGAAAAAGAACAGCUACUUGUCCAGCGGGAGAUUCAAGAACUGCAGACAAUCAAACAGCAAGUCCUACAGCAACAGCAAGCAGAGAGGGAGACACAGCUUAUUAUGCAAAGAGAACAACUGGCCCAGCAGCGAAUGCAACUUGAACAAAUUCAGUCUCUGCAGCAGCAGCUCCAACAGCAGUUGGAGGAGCAGAAAAGGCAAAAGACAGCAGCAGUGGAAGCAGCAGCGGCCGCAGCAGCAGCUGAAGCAGCAGCUGCCUCAGCUGCAGCUGCAGCAGCAGCAACAUCCGCCCAAAGUGCUAUACAAGGGGUAGUUGUUGGAGGAGGGGCCCCUCAGGGGUUCAUUAUCUGUGACCAGAGUGGUAGAGUCAUUCAACAAGAUGGACAGAGUGUUCAAUUUUGGCAGGAUGGACAAGUUGUCCAAGCAGUAGUUGCUGCUCGACCUAUCCAAAGCUCUGCCUCUGAAAUGUCUUUGAGGAGCAGCGACAAACAGGCAGAUUCUAAGAUCAUGAAGAAGCAAAAUUCAAUGCCUCGAUUGAGGGAUGGCUCAGAGGAGGACUCAGUGAAAAGAAUUACAGACAGCUGCGUACAAACAGAUGACGAGGAUGGAGAGGACAGAUUCAUGAACAGACGUAGGAGAACAAGGCGUAUUGCAGACUGCAGUGUGCAGACUGAUGAGGAAGACCAGGGUGAAUGGGACCAGCAGCCAGUACGGCGCAGGCGAUCCCGGGCAUCAAAACACUCUGAAUCCAGCGGUGAGGCUAAAUCUGAUAGUUCAUCAAAGGUGGCUUCUUCAAGUAUAGCUAUUCAAACAACUAAUGACUCAUCAUGCCAAACAGAGCCAGACCAACUGGGCAGGGUUUCCCCUGCAAUACAUAUUACCAUGGCAGAGACCUCAAAGGUUGACCUGUUACAUUAUAUAGCAGCUCCUGAAAGGACUCACAAAGGAGAGAGUCUAGCCUGCCAGACGGAACCAGAGUCUCAUUCUCAGGGAGUAGUCGCACCUCAACUGAGCGUCCCUACAACUAUCAGCCCAUAUUCAACAAGUCUGCAUAUAGUAGGUGGGAACACAUCUGACCCAACAUUGCAAAGACUCCAAGGAGUUGCUAAGUUUGAAAGGAGAAAACCAGACCCUCUGGAAAUCGGCUAUCAACAGCAACAAAAUGAGUCUUCAUCUCGCCAGCCCCCCAAAUCUCCACAGGUAUUAUACUCGCCGGUAUCUCCGCUGUCUCCUCAUCGCAUGUUGGAGACCACAUUUGCCUCCCAAGAGAAGCUUAACAAGGCCCACGUUACACCACAACAGAAGGCCUUUACAGCUGAAUCUCCUCAGCGCCACCAGACGCUGCCAAGACCCAUAAAGAGUGUGCAGCGUUCCAUGUCGGAUCCAAAGCCUCUCAGCCCUACAUCAGAGGACCCUGCCAAGAACAGGUUCUCCCCAUAUCAUCAGCAAGCUGUGUCCAACAGUCAGCAGAUGGCCUCCCUGCAGCAGCAGCAGAACUCUCUGAUGAGGAAAGUAAAGAGGACUCUUCCCAGCCCCCCUCCAGAGGAAACUCCACUCCCUAUUGUUACCCCAGCACAAAUGUACAGUUCUCCUGGCAUGCCACAGAGGGUCCUUUCGAGACCUGCUCAGGGAGUCACCAAGGCUGGCCUUUUGAAUGAAUUAAAAGCUGUGGAGCAAGAGUCAUCAAAGCUUCGUAAGCAGCAAGCCGAACUGGAAGAGGAGGAGAAAGAGAUCGAUGCAAAGCUGCGCUAUUUGGAGCUGGGCAUCACUCAGCGAAAAGAGACCAUGGUGAAGGAAAGGGAGAGGAGAGAGUUGGCCUAUUUGCGAUGUAUGGGUGAUGCCCGUGACUACAUGUCAGACAGUGAGCUUAAUAAUCUCAGGAUGGCAGCUGCAACUGGAACAUAUGAUGCUAAUGGUUUGCUGACAAGGCCUAGCACGGCACCGCUGAGUCAGUUUGCCAAUGACCUCAAUGCAGCCCCUCAGUAUCCCUCAACUUCAUCUUAUAUGUCAUAUCCAUACCCCCAAAGUCAACCCUCAACACAGCAGCCAGUUCCUGCUUAUCAACAGAUAGGUUUCCAACCUCCUCAGUAUCCAUCAUCUUCUGCACCCCAGCCUGGAACAUUCCAGCCCCAUCCCCCUCCUGGUCCUGGAUUCCAGAAUCAGGGAACCUAUUCUUCCCGUAUGUAUGCCCAGUCCUCCUAUCAGACAGACGUUGGCAUGCAGCAGCAUGGUCACCAGGGCUUCCAUUCACCUGGUCAGCCUAUGCCAGGACAAAGCCUUCCUUACCCCAGCCAUAAUUCCUACCAACCUGGUCUACCCUACCAGCCCCAGGCAGAGAUCCUUACAGUCCAUCAAAGACCCAGACAAACUUCUUUGGCAGAUCUUGAACAAAAACUUCCCACUAACUAUGAAGUCAUCAGCAACCCAGCAGUUUCAGUGGCCACAUCAGCUCCAGAUUCAAACUUUGGUUCAGCUUAUAGCAAUGCUUAUGGACAAUACCGCCCCCCUGAGCCUGGCCUGACUCACUCUGUGGACAGCCCCACCUCUGCUUAUGCUUCAGAUGGUCUCUAUACCUCCAAUUUGGAGCAGAAUAUUCCCAGGAACUAUGUGAUGAUUGAUGACAUCAGUGAGCUAACAAAAGACAACACUGGUCAACCCACUGAUGCUAUGGGUCAUCCUGUUGGAGGGCGGUAUCGCAGUGAGAAUGGCCCUGCUCGAGGAACUGCUUAUGAUGAGCCUGUUGAUGCUUAUGGCAGACCUACAGGUUCAGCUGGUUACCAGAGUACAGUGGACAGUCGUACCAGCACCACUGUGAGUGGAGGCUCACCUUAUUACUAUGAUGAUUAUAAACACACAUCACGUUCUGGUAGCCACAAACUCACAUCCAAGAAUCUUGCUCCAGCUGUCGUCUCCUCUAAACGUAGCAAGCACAGGAAGCAGGGAAUGGAACAGAAGAUUUCUAAAUUCUCUCCUAUUGAGGAAGCCCGAGAUGUGGAGUCUGACCUUGCUUCUUACACGAUGACAACAUCAACAGGGGGCUCCUGUACAGUUGUGUCAAGAUCCAAGAAACUUCAGGAUGACGGCACCUAUGGAAUGAAGAAAAAUGCGUAUGACCAACAGAGAUAUUAUGGCACCAGUCGGGACGGUCUGGAGGAGGAGGAGCGCAUGUACAGCUCUGGUAGGUCCAGGUCCACUGGAUAUGGUAUGGACAAGAUUUCAUCCAGAGAUGCCACAGGCCAUCGCAGUAAAUCUUAUGAAAGAGAUGCCAUGGAGCGGUCUCAGAGAAGCAGCCGCAGUGGAAGACCUCCCAUGCGUCAGAAUUCAGAGGAAGAGAGCCCACUCAGUCCUGUUGGGAAGCCUGUAGGUGUGGGAAGAGGCUCUGUUAUUUCAGAGGCCCACGAUGUGAGAAACCAGUAUGGCUCCAGCCAUUCACUGCCAGAUGUACAGGAUCACCACAAGAAGGACCUUCCCAGAAGUCAUGUCUAUAAACCAGAUGAUCCUUAUCUCGUAGAUGACAUGCACUGUGCUGUAUCUGACAGUGAAGCAUAUCAUUUGAGCCAAGAAGAGACUGACUGGUUUGAGAAACCCCGGGAGGCCCGCUCUGAUCGUUCAAGGCAUCAUGGAAGUGGAAGUCACUCCUCCACAGGUAGACGUAGUAAACACACAUACCAUGACUAUGAAGAGCCUCCAGAGGAAUACUGUCAACAGGACGAGUACAACCAACAACGCCACUCCUCCUCCACACCACGGGACCACCGUCAUCAUGGCAGCAGCUCUGGCAGACACAGCUCUUCUCGUCACACCUCAGAAGAACCCAGGUCUUCACGUUCUUCAAGGUCGCACCCCAAAGACCCAUCUGGCCGCUCUGAUGGCAGGAGCUCCUCAUCUGCUCAGAGAAGGAGUGGAGCAGACUCCCGCUCUGCCCAUGACAGCCCUCGAAACUCAGGAGACUUCUCUCGAGAAUCAGUUCCUGGUCACCACCAUGGCACAGGGGGAAGGAGCCAGAGACCACAAGGGGAUCGCACAGCAACCAGGAGACAAGAUCCUAAUAAACCACAGCAACAGCAGCCCCCUCAGGGCCAUGCUGGGCAACAGCGGUCAGGUGGUCAGGGACAGUUUGGGAGACAUCCAGGGUCUGAACCACUUGAUGGUACCCAACAACCCCAACAGCUGCAGCAGCCACUGCAGCAAGGCCAGACCCCACAAAACACCCAGCCCCCAACAACAACAACAACAACUGCAACUACUGGACCAGCACAGCAGCAGCAGCAGCAGCCCAAAUCUGCACAAGCCCCAUCACAGGGACGCCAACCAGGAGUAGGAUCUGCAGUAGGGCAACCAGCCCCAGCACCAAAGGUGGAUCCUACACCUGCAGCAGCUGCCACAGGAAUGAAAUCCACAAUGGGAGUCCCACCAGCACCUCAGCCUACUAAAAUAGCCACACCCCCUCUAACAGGCAUUGGCUCCAAGGCGGCUCCAGUUGGUAUCGGGAGCAAGCCAGCAGGUAUUGGCAGUGCUGCAGCAGGACAAGCACCUGCAGAAGGGGAAAACGUUCUUACCAAAAUCCUACAAGGAGGGGCAGCAGAGCAAGCAGGAAAGCUGGGAGAUGCUUUGUCUGGCCUUGGGAAAAAGUUCACCUCAUUUUGGUGAACUAAAGAGAUGAGGGGUAUAUAGUGGUGAAAAGAGAUGGAUUGGUUGCUUUGUACUGGAAAAACCUAUGAAACCUUAUUUGAAUACACUUCACAUCACACAGGAUGCAGAAGAAGAGAGAUCCUGAGUGCAACAAGCUGGAAUCAAAGGAUGCCUUGUCAGCACUGAAUUCCCCAGACAUGGGUAUACGAUUGAAGUGAAUUAAAUAAGGGGGAUCGCUUUGUCAGCAGGCUGUUACAAGACAUGAGCAGGGGGUUGAAGAGGCUUGAAAGUAAGUGGAUGCUUGGACAGAACUACAGUCCAAGAAUGAUGAUGGCUGAGAUGACGGAUUCCUCAUUAAAUGAGUAGUCGAUAGUUAGGAUGCAGUGAAGUGGAAAGGGAAAGGAGCAGUGUUUCUCCUCAUCCUCCUGGGAUCUGUGAGACUGUACAAGCCCCGCUAACUGAGCCAGAUGGAUAUCAUGAGAGAAAUUCAGCGUGUUUAGCCAUGCGUGUCCCCUCUUUGAAACAGCUCAAUAAAGGAAGCCUCACAGCGCCCUCUUCAGAGAUUAUAAUGCAAUACCACUCGUGUCUGAGGAGUACACUUUGCACAAGGAUUUUGAUUCUACUUUGAUUUCUUCAGAGUAUUUUCAUGCAAAAAACACAAGGAAAAAAAAAGAAAGAUUUCAUAGGUUUUCCUUGUACUGAACAGACCAAUCUUAGUCCACAAUGAUAAAACUUACUUGGAACAGACUAGGCGUAUCACAGCAAUGACAACUAACCUGGCGAUUCCACUAAAAUCCUUGAAUGCUUGGUUUCUCUGGUCUCCACAGUACAUUCCAGUAUAGGGAAUUUGACCCUUUCUUUGAAUGUGUUUUAGUUUCUCGUCUUUUCAUUUCAGUGUGUACAGAAUGCAUUGUGUAAAUGUGGACAUGAGAAUGCAUGUACAAAUGAAAAACUGAAAAAAAGCCCAUAUCAGUGCUUUUCACCACCCAAAAGAUGCCGCUGCUCAUUAGUUUUUGGAGAAGGGAAUCAAUACCAGCGUGCCCACAAGUGUUCACAGAGGUGAAACAAGAUUCACAGAGGUGACAGGACCAAAUGAAAGAGUGGCCGCGGCUCUGUAUUAGCCAUCGCAAAGCCAUCAUUAUUGUCUGCCCCAGAGUCUUCUGGGACUGUAUCCUUUUUUUUUUUCUCUCAUCUUUAAGUUGUUUUUUUGUUGUUGUUGUUGUUGUUUUCUUUUCAUUUAUGCCUGAUAUUCAGUGAAUGGAAGAGCCUUAUUCAGUACGUUUUUACUUGUAUACCUCAUGUUUUAAAACGUCCAUAUCGUCAUGAAUUUCUUUUUACACUGUAAACUAUUGUAUGUACAUAAAACAAAUCAGAGAUCAAAUAUGUAAAUUUGUCUUUGUGUAUUUAAUGAAUCACUCUCCAGUGACUUUAUUUUUUCUUUUUGCUGUUGUUAUGUGUUUUUUUUUUUUCUUUGGUAAAACUUUAUAUUUUUCACUUUGUAUUUGUUUGAACCUUUCUUUUCUUGCAUCAAAUGGUUUGCUUAAUGGUUUUUAAAAGCAAUAGCAUGCAGCAAAUGGUAUAUAGCACAAUGAUAUAAAUGUUGCAAUUAGUGAUGGGAAAUAUCAAACACUUCUGUCGAUAAAUAGCUGUAAUACAACUUGUCAGAGGGUUUACAACUACAGUACCAUGUAUAGACAUGCAUGAUAUGUGCAGAUGCAUAAGAGCAUGCAGACGGGUACGCCCACACUUGCACACAUUGUCUAUCUUUCUUUCUUUCUCUCUCUCUCUCUUUCUUAUAUGUGUGUGCAUUCUGUACACACACACAUAUACACACACACACUCUCUCUCUCACACACACACACACAUAUAUAUAUAUAUAUAUAUACUUGCAAACAUACUGUACACACUUUGAGUUCCAUUUCAGAGCCAAGGUUAAUUGAGUUCUCACCAAAUAGACUUGAUAGCCUCCUGCUGAUUAAUGAGGUUACCAGUUCACUAACAAGCUGGCCCCACUGCCUCUGUUUGUGCAAACACACACACACACACACACACACACACACUCACACUCAUGCAUACACAUACAGGAGAGGAAGAAAGCAAUUAUCAAUUCAAAUGUUCUAUGCAAUGACUCAUUUUGAACCUGGAAGUGAUUCAGCCUAAAACAGUUUAUUAUCAUCACUGUACUCACGAGAAAACAACAGAAUUAUGAACUAAAAUGAUCAAAAAAAGGAAAAAAUGGUACUGAAAAUGUUUUUACUUAGCAACUUGUCUGUAUGAAUUUGAAUAUUGAAUAUUGAACUAGAAUUGUUUUUAUUUUCGUGGCAUGUUUUGACCCCUCACUCCCUGCAUGGGAGACUUGUUGCCAAAGGGUAAACUGUGUAGACUGUCAGUUUUGAAUGUCCACCAUCAUGUUGCUUUGAAGCAUGGGUUUGCUUGGCUUUGUCUGGCUGUUUGUGAGCCCUCAUUCAGUUGUGCGUUUUGGCUGACCUGGGCUCCUCAGUGUUUGGCUUGCAGUGACUGUCUGUGCUGCUAUAAACCUGUGAUACAGAUGGUCAGCACUUCUCAUUAAUACGUGUCAAUGUACAUAUUGGGUGUCAGUAUAACCUGUGGGGUGAAUGGAAUGUUUCUAUUGGAUAUUUCAUUGUUGAUUAAACCCACUCAGCAGCCAAGCCAUUUGAAAGGUGCAUGAUUAGAUCUUUUAUUCUUGGAAGUUGUACCAGUGUUUAAAAAGAAAAAAAGAAAAAGAACAAAAGAGUAAGGCAUGAUUUAUACCAAGGUUUGCUUAACAAACCUUGACUGUCACUGGCCAAUGCAGAGAAUAUCAAUGAGUAAAAUGUUCAGCCAGUCAUUUACAAAUCAGGGCAUGUCAUUUUGAAAGCACAAGCCUGACUGGUAGCAGUUGCUGCUCGAUGAAGCGCAGAAAUAUGGAGGUUGCGUAACAGUGCCUCGAACCGAGCAGUGUAAGAUCUGCAUUAGAACAAGGUGGAGGUGCGAAGCGGUCGAUACAAGGCACAUGAGACAAAACAGCCUUCAGUGCAGCCAUGCGGAUGAAGAGAGGCAGACAGACACAUUCUCACAUUCUUACUGUAAAUACAACUUCAUUCUUAUGUACAGCUUUUGAGUUUUGAGUACGGCUUUCAUGUGCAUCCCCAUGCCGUAUUUGCUGCCAACUUUUGUGUAUAAAAAGAAUAUUUGUUACUAUCACACUAAUGAGGAUGAUGAAACUAAUAAUGAUGAUGAUUAUUAUUAUUGCAUAAGCAUAGUGUAUGUGGCUGACUUGUAUUGACUGUUUACAACAGUGGAGCAAAACUUGUAUUCAGAAACAUAUCCAGUCUCUGUGGAGUUUCUAUACAUAUUGUAUUUGUAAAACAACAAGUGCAACAACCUCCAUGGCAAUUGCAGAGAAAAAUGCUUUUGUAACAGGAGGGUUUCAGUUUGGUGGAUUUGAUCUGAGAUGUGGUGAAGGAAAGAAGCAGAAAAAAUUGAACUAAAAAUCUGGAAAAUGUCAUUCACUGUUGUAAGUGCAAUGGGCAAAAUGUCAGUCGUGUAUCCAUUGUGAAACCUUGUGUUCUAUUCAGUGUAUUCCUGUAAACAAAUAGAGUACAUUUUGGUGCAUCAUGUCAAGUAAUGUGAAAAUAUUGACCCUGCAAUUUCCAAACAGAGAAACAAAUAAAAAAUGAAAAGGAAUAUCUUGUGA
Molecule: messenger RNA, 15340 nt
Organism: Melanotaenia boesemani (Boeseman's rainbowfish)
Lineage: Eukaryota; Metazoa; Chordata; Actinopteri; Atheriniformes; Melanotaeniidae
Gene: bsnb
Product: bassoon (presynaptic cytomatrix protein) b
Exons: 13
Coding region: 1-11661 (3886 amino acids)
Biological process (GO): protein localization to synapse; presynaptic active zone assembly
Cellular component (GO): GABA-ergic synapse; cytoskeleton of presynaptic active zone; glutamatergic synapse
Molecular function (GO): structural constituent of presynaptic active zone; metal ion binding
Source: RefSeq, a predicted model, not a curated record